CGACUUAGGAGAAAAAUCACUAAUCAGGGUGAACUAUCCAAAGACUUUAACCAGUCACUGUAUCUAAAACGCUGUCGUUGUAAAAGUUAUAACCGUGAAUCAAUCCUAGGAUGUCCGGUUGUGCGCAUAAUCCCAGAAGUGGGAAGUCACAUUCGAAAAGUUUUAACCUCGAGUCCACCGAAUUUCAGUUCUUUACGUAUUCCUAUUUGUCUUUACUAAUCCUUCUGUCUUCAACUCUUCAUUCCGUUUUCUUCUUGUUCUAUUUUCUAUAUGAUACCUAUGGUGGGUGCGAUUUAAAUCCUACCCAUUUCAAACUCUUAGUUGUUCUUAGCUCAAAUUCCAUUCGCCAUUGCCCAGUGCUCGCUACUUUCCAGCUUCCACUGCAACCAGGUUCAGGUGAAGAGCUUGAGUUAAUUCGGGAUCCUGGAAGAUUUUCAUGUUUCUUGAGAUAUCGAAGCAUUUUGAUUGUCAUAUGCACUUUGAUUGAGCAAGUUAUAUGGGGACUGAGUCGUGGUUUAGUAAUUUAUGGUUGAAUCCAUGGAAAGGUGCGCCAGAGACUGACAAGGCAGCAAUUGGAGUUAUGGCAUUUGAAGUUGCAAGUUUGAUGUCCAAGGUCGUCCAUUUAUGGCAUUUCUUGAGUGACGAGGAGAUAUGUAGGUUGAGAAAAGAGAUUGUGAAUUCAAUUGGGAUUCGAAAGCUUGUAGCUGAUGAUGAUGAUUAUGUUAUGGAUCUUGCACUAAAUGAGAUAAUGGAGAAUUUUGGACUCGUAUCAAGAUCUGUUGCCAGGCUCGGGAAGAAAUGCAUAGAUCCUCUUUUUCACCGUUUUGAACAUUUUGUUAAUAACCCACUUCAGAACAAUCUUGAAUGGUAUGGGUUUGAUUAUAGAUUGAAAAAGAUGGAAAGGAAAGUGAAAAAGAUGGAGAGAUUUGUUACAUUUACCAUGCAACUGUCUCAGGAGCUUGAAGUUCUUGCAGAGCUUGAGCAAACUCUAAGGAGAAUGCGUUCAAAUCCUGAUCUAAGUAGAGUGAAAUUGCUAGAGUUUCAGCAGAAGGUGAUGUGGCAACGUCAGGAAGUUAGAAACUUACGUGAGUUGUCUCCAUGGAUUAGAACUUAUGAUUACAUUGUCCGGCUUCUGGCAAGAUCACUCCUAACAAUACUUCAGAGGAUCAAGCAUGUUUUUGAGAUUAGCCAACUGUCAUCCCAGGAGGGAAACAAUGGCCAUGAACAUGUGAAUCCUACUUGUGUUCCACGGAGCCGAUCCUUUUCUGCCAUGCACUCAUCCAUAUAUCCUUCAGAGAGUAUUUUAUGUGGAUUAUCUUCAGGACCUGUGGGAAGGUCUGAUUCAAAGUCAGGAAUUAUAGCUGAGAAGAAUAAAAUAAACAAGCAGCUACAACUUCAUCAUCAAUCAUCCACUCUGCAUGGAAAGCAACAUCACUUUAGAACCAGCCGAUUGGCUUAUGUUGGACCUUUCAAAGAAUGCAUGAUGAGCGGAUCUGAGUCUCCUCUUCUGCAGCCAUGUGUCUGUGAUUCUGUAGAGUUCACUUGUGAUUAUAUGAAAAGUGUUGGCAAAAUGGAAAACUUGAAUAUGGGAUCUCUUACUUGCAGUAAUAGAAUUUAUUCUAAAUUAGCCCUUUUCAGUUCGAAGCAUGGAUUGUUGAAUGCCCUUCCAUCUACUGUUGGUCAUGCUGCUUUAGCUCUCCACUAUGCAAAUUUGAUUGUAUUGGUUGAGAGGCUAGCUUCAUCACCUCACAUGAUUGACUUUGAAACAAGAGAUGACCUAUACAAUAUGUUACCCACAAGUAUACGAGCUGCUCUGAGAACUAGGCUCAAGGCUGCUGGCAAAUCUCUAUCUCCAUCUGCAUUUGAUGUUUCCCUUGCAGCAAAUUGGAGCCUGGUGCUCACGAAAAUACUGGAAUGGUUGUCUCCACUGGCUCAUAACAUGAUAAGAUGGCACUCUGAGCGAAAUUUUGAGAGGGAGCAAGAGGCUUCAAGGACAAAUGUGCUUCUGGUACAAACACUCCAUUAUGCAAAUCAAGCAAAAACUGAGGCGGCAAUUACAGAGCUUCUUGUAGGCCUCAACCACAUAUGCAGGAUUAAUCGAGACCCUAAAGGUUGGCCAGGGUCUUCUGGGUGCAGAGUUGAAGUUAGGUGCUGAAAAGGGAAGACUGUAUAUGCAAUAGGGAAAAGAGUACAACAGAGAUGUUUCUCCAAGCAGGUGGGUAUGGCUACUGGAUAAUGCUUCCAUGAGCUACUUCUAAAGGCAUGUCGUCCAUUGCUAAGGUGCCGUUUUGAUCAAUCAUCAAUCAUCUGUUUACACAGCAGGUUAAUUUUGGUCUUAGGGUUUUUCCAGGUAAGGUGUAUGUUAUCUUGUAAUAUAAAGCUUUCUAUAGUAUCAGGAAUCGCAAAAUUUUCAACUUUUUGAGCAA
Molecule: messenger RNA, 2426 nt
Organism: Hevea brasiliensis (rubber tree)
Lineage: Eukaryota; Viridiplantae; Streptophyta; Magnoliopsida; Malpighiales; Euphorbiaceae
Product: protein PSK SIMULATOR 1
Exons: 3
Coding region: 497-2155 (552 amino acids)
Biological process (GO): positive regulation of growth
Source: RefSeq, a predicted model, not a curated record